AUGGACCCUAGCUCGGAAAUCAAGCCGUCAAGUGGUCAACUGGAUAAAGUCACAGACCGUCUUAGCCUCUACCGCAACCAACUCCUCCAAUCCCCGAUCCACUCUACAGCACAACCCUUCAACAACUACAACGCAGCAUCGACCCUCACUCAAAAUACCACCGCAAUGUCUCGCGACCCCAUUACCUGCCACGUCCUGAACACCCUGACGGGUACUCCCGCGGCGAACCUCCCAGUGACACUGACCCUCCUAUCUGCACCCUCCAGCAGCCAGAGUCCCAUUUCUUUCCAGGCGACGACCGACGCAGACGGACGAGUCAAAAACUGGGAACCCACCACAACUUCAUCGUCCGCUUCGUCGGUCCCCGCUAUCCUUUCUGCACUCCCAACUGCCGAUAGCAAGACGAAUUGGUCCGUUCGCUUUGACGUUGGCCCAUGGUACGAGGCACAAGGUGUUGAGAGUUUCUGGCCCGAGGUCGAGGUGAAGUUUACGGUCAAGGGACGGGGCCGGGAGGGAGAAGAAGGAUGGCGGCAUUAUCACGUUCCCGUGCUGUUGGGACCCUGGAACUAUUCGACUUAUCGCGGCUCAUGA
This is a messenger RNA of Aspergillus luchuensis, 591 nucleotides long. Its product is annotated as hydroxyisourate hydrolase. The record is from RefSeq and is a predicted model, not a curated record. Lineage: Eukaryota; Fungi; Ascomycota; Eurotiomycetes; Eurotiales; Aspergillaceae. The transcript has a single exon. The coding region runs from base 1 to 591 and encodes 196 amino acids. Gene Ontology annotation, biological process: purine nucleobase metabolic process. Gene Ontology annotation, molecular function: hydroxyisourate hydrolase activity.